GCCAGCAGGGGCGGGGCGGUGUAACGGUCGGCUGGUCAGGCUCCGUACCGUGAUGGGGCGCGGGGCGUACCCCCGUUAGGAGUCAUGCUCGGCAGGUCUGGGUCCCGGGCGCUGCCGUUGGGGGACUUCUACCGUUUCCAUCAGUCGAGCUUUGGCUUCCUGGGCUCGCAGGAGGGUUGCUUGUCCCCGGAGCCGGGCGGCAUGGGGCCGGGGGCCGGUGAGUGGCCGCCCAGCACAGCGGACCCGGAUGCACCUCAGAGCUGGCCUUCCUGCCUCUGCCAUGGCCUCAUCAGUUUCCUGGGGUUCUUGCUGCUGAUGAUCACCUUCCCCAUUUCUGGUUGGUUUGCCCUGAAGAUCGUGCCCACCUAUGAGCGCAUGAUCGUGUUUCGACGGGGCCGGAUCCGCACCCCUCAAGGACCCGGUAUGGUUCUGCUCCUGCCCUUCAUUGACUCCUUUCAGAGGGUGGAUCUGAGGACACGAGCCUUCAGUGUCCCUCCUCGCAAGUUGACCUCUAAGGCUGAGGUUGUGCUGUCUGUGGGGGCUGAUGUCUACUUCCGCAUCUGGGACCCGGUACUGUCGGUGAUGACAGUGAAGGACCUGAACACAGCCACAUGCAUGAUGGCCCAGAAUGCCAUGAUCAAGGCUCUGCUCAAGAGGCCUCUGUGGGAGAUCCUGAUGGAGGAGCUCAAGAUCAGCGACCAGCUCCUGCUGGAGAUCAACGAUGUGACCAGGGCCUGGGGGCUGGAGGUGGACCGCGUGGCUCUGGCAGUGGAGGUCGUGCUCCAGCUGCCCCAGGACAGUCCAGCUGGACUCAACCUGUACAGCACCCUGCAGCAGCUGGCCCUCCACUUCCUGGGAGGAGGCAUGUCUUCAGUGGCAGGAGGUGCCCCACUCCCCGAGCCAGCAGAUACCUUGGAUAUGGUGAACAAGGUUGAGCCAUCUGCCCCUCGUGGUGGGUCCAGCCCCAAGCAGCCUGUGGCCGAGGGGCUGCUGAUGGCUCUGAAGCCCUUCCUGUCUGAGGCCCUGGUCAGCCAGGUCGAGGCCUGCUACCAGUUCAAUGUCGUCCUGCCCAGUGGCGCACAAAGCAUCUACUUCUUGGACCUCACUAGAGGGCAAGGGAGGGUGGGACAUGGGGUGCCUGAUGCCAUGCCUGAUGUGGUGUUGGAGAUGGCUGAGGAGGACCUGCAGGCCCUGUUGUGCAGGGAGCUGCAGCCCCUGGAGGCCUACCUGAGCGGGCAGCUGAAGGUGAAGGGCGACCUGGUUGCGUUCAUGGAGCUGGACACUGUCUUCAGGGCCUUGAAGUAGCAGGUUUGGCUGACUGUCCAUAGCCCAGCCCCGAGCCUGGCACCAAGCCACGGGGGUAUCUUGGAGGAGGAGUCCUGAACCAUUGGGUUCAGGUUUCAGCCCCAGGGCCCCUUCCUGGAGGGCCAGAGCCCCAGGUUGCUGCCCCUGCUCUGUCCCUCUCUCCACUCCUGGAGGCCGCCCAGCCAGGGCUGCCUGUUCAAAAGCCUUCCCUCCAGUCCCCACCGGCCACAAUCCCGCUGCCUGUGAGCCCUGGUGGGGCAUGAUCUUCUCUGCCUGGCCUGGGCUCCCCCUCUACUUUGGCGCUGUCGUUGUGCCUAUUCCCCACUGGGUCUGUCACUGUUCUUGUGUAAGCGCCUGCCCUCCCUGCUGUCCCAUGAGCUUCAUGCCUGAGCCAUCCAUCGCUGUCCCCUCCAUUGCUACUGCACACAGUGCCCCAGGGGGAAGAGGGGAAACCCCAGGCGUCUUCCUCAUGAAAGCUUAAGGGAAACCAAAACUCAGAUUUUCUUUGUGGCCGUUGGAGGAUCAGCAUCACCGGGGAAACAAACUUUCCUAGAUGUCUGUGUGGGUGGAGAACAAAGCCUGCUGCCAGCGGUUAAUACCCUCCUGUCCAGGGCAACUCAUUUCUUGGUGAGGCCAGCACUCCAGGAAACGGAGCCCACAGGUUCAAGGCCUCUGAGUUUCAGAGGACCCAGCAGACUUUGUAGUCCCCAGUGGGGGAUGAGGGGCACCUAAUGGGGCCAGGGUGUGGGGAGGGAAGGAGAAGGGUGUCCAUCAAAGGAGGCUUCCUGAGGAGAUGAUGCCUGAGACUCACAGCUACAUGGAGAUGAGAGAAGAAAGGAAAUGGGGGAAAGACAUUCGGCAGAGGGGAAAGUCCCUGUGAGAGCACAGGAAGUUUUAAAUAAGUAUUUAAUUUUGAAUAGAGAAUUUUAAAAUGGCGUGCUAUGAAAAUUUUCCCUCACACUCCUGAUUCCAUCCAUAUAUUUUCAAACAGGUAUCCCAUGGUAUUAGUUUCUUGGUUAUUCUUCCAGAAGUUGAGGUUUAAAAAAAAUACAUUUACAAGAAAAUCCAAAUAUAUUAUUCUCUGGACGGGGGUUGGUUGGUUUUUGUUUUUUUUCAGAAAUGGCAGCAUAGCAAAUACAAUGUUGAUUUGUUCACUUAACCUUACAGUUGAGGAUCUUUCUGUAUUAGCACACCUAGACUUUCCCUAUUCAGUUUUGUAGUUACAUAGGAUUUCAUUGAAUAAAUGUAUCAUAGUUUA
Molecule: messenger RNA, 2563 nt
Organism: Mesoplodon densirostris (Blainville's beaked whale)
Lineage: Eukaryota; Metazoa; Chordata; Mammalia; Artiodactyla; Ziphiidae
Gene: STOML1
Product: stomatin like 1
Cellular component (GO): plasma membrane
Source: RefSeq, a predicted model, not a curated record